AUCGUCGCUCUUUUUUCGCUCCGAACUUCAGGUUAAAUUUUUUGUUGAUCUCUCUUUCAAUAAUACGUAGGUAACUCACUCUUUAAAAUACACGUGAAUGUCUCAUUCCAUAAAGUACUUAUGGAUUUUUUAAAGCAAAUUUCUAGUUUUAAAAGUGAUGUCAAAGAAGAAUUGAUUGAAAAUGAUAUCACACAGCAGGAGCUAUCUUUCAUGGCCUCGAGUGAGCAGAAAUUGAGGGAUCCAGAGUUUCUUUUGGAGACAAUUCUCGGUUUUGUGUCCAGGCAUUAUUCUCACAUUCUGGUCUUGUCCUCAAGUUUUUCAAUCAUCUUCACUUUGUACAUUAUUUUCCUAUCCAUCAGAUUUUUAUACAAAGAAAAGAGGCUGCGAAGAGGAACUCCCGAAUAUCAUCAACUACUCAAAACAGUCCACUCAGCAGCACAAAAUGAUAAUCAGGAGGAGCAUCAAAUUUGUAAAUCCAUUUUGCAACAGUAUCCUGAAAUGAUAAAUUCUUCCAUGAGACCGUAUGACUUCACUCCAUUUCUUAGAGCAUGCUGGGCAGGGAAUACAGAUUUGGUAAAAUUUAUGAUCCAACAAGGCGUGGACAUCGGCAUGACAAAUAUAAAUGGUGACAAUGCCUUCUUUUUGGCAGCUUACAAACAGUCAAAAAAGAAGAUGGAUGAUUGGAACCCUGACAUUUUGAGUGCUCUUUUAAAUGCAGGGAUGGAUAUAAACAGCCAAAAUGAGAGAGGACACACGGCAUUACAUGUGGCAGCCAAAGAGGGUCAUGUGCUUCUAACGCAAUGGCUUCUGUCUCAUGGUGCUGAUCCCGAUGCAGGAAAUGGAACUCAUCCCUUGGAUGUAGCACAUGCUUACAACGAUGAAAAACAUCGGGAAGUUGCAGAUAUGUUGGCAAAAUAUUCGAACAAACCACUUCAGGAUUUUGAAGAGCUAGUUGAGUUUACUGCAGAGGGUCGGAAUAGCAAGUUUCUUCCUUCCUUUUUUUUCCAGCCAGAUUUUCUUCAGUAACGAAUCUUAUACUCUGCUUUUCUUCUAACCAUUCUCCUUACUUUUUUAGUUAAACUACUAGAAGUGCAAAUUUUUAUUUUAGUUUGUGCUCCUGUUUAGAUUACUUAAUGGCGGCAUAGAAUUUUAUUUUUCCUGAUUUUUCUUCCAUUAUUAUCAUUUGCAAUAGAUACAUAGUGAAUUAGUUUUGUUGUCCGAUUGAUACGGUUACUAAUAAGCUCCCACAUCCUCAUGUAUCAACUGUAUUUCACUGUAUCAGGUUUCAUUGUUUAAUUUUAACUACUUUUUUACUCACUUUCUCUACCUAGUUUCUUUGUUGGACUGAUGAUAUCCGUCUCAACAAAACAAUGCGUAUCUAUGUAGAUACUUACAUUUUUAUGUUACUACAAAUAGCUAAAAUUGCAUUGAAGAUAAAGCUGAAUUUCGAUAAAUCUUUAAGGUAUUACUUUAAUGUACGGUAGCCUCGUGCCAGAAUCUGUUCAAGUAUUCGGGAAUUAUUAUACACAGGUAUAAGAAGUACAUUUGAAAGAAAUAACAUCAGCCUGUUGCUAAAAUAAAAUGAUAAUUCGAGUUCAUAUUUCUGAUGAAGAAAACUCAGGUUAUUCAUAAAACUAUAAGUGCAAACCUGCGCUAAAACUUGCUACUUUUAACCAAGUUAGCUUGAUUAUUUACCUUUUUUUCUUAAAUUUUUGCAGCCCAAACUGCAUAGAAUAAUUAGAAGGAGGAAUAAUCUAAGAAGAGAUAAAUCACAGUUUCAUUUGUUUCCUUUUUAAUUUUUUGUUUGUUAAUAAUAAUAACUCAUAACAAUUCAGUAUACAGUUGAAUAACAUGAUUCAUUCUCUAAUAAAUGUACAAACAAAUACGUACACCUACCAAUUGUAACUACAGUUGUUAUAUACAGAAUAUGCAUAGCUAUAUUAAAAACUAUUUACAUGUAUUAAAAUAAAAAAUUAAUUUGGAA
Bemisia tabaci is the source of this 1984-nucleotide messenger RNA. RefSeq names its product serine/threonine-protein kinase TNNI3K. The record is from RefSeq and is a predicted model, not a curated record. NCBI's taxonomy places the organism in Eukaryota, Metazoa, Arthropoda, Insecta, Hemiptera, Aleyrodidae. Gene Ontology annotation, molecular function: protein binding.